Messenger RNA from Prorocentrum cordatum, 522 nucleotides. The record is from the annotation of a GenBank genome assembly. NCBI's taxonomy places the organism in Eukaryota, Dinophyceae, Prorocentrales, Prorocentraceae.
AUGCCGCUGGCUGCCGAGCGGGAGGUCAUCGGGCGCCUGCGGGGCAUCGAGCGCCCCGACGAGCUGGACGCCAUCGAGGAGGGGGACGACCCCGAGCUGCAGGACGACGGGCCGGUGGCGUCGGGGCGCGCCGGGCGAGCAGAAGUCGGCAUGGCCCGCGGGGUGCAGAGGAUUCGGGAUGCGGGGGGGCAAGACGUCGGACUUCGCCACCGCCGAGUCCACGGGGAGCCGCGGGAGCCGCUGGCGCGAGGGCGAUCCCAUGGGCAAGACGGUGAGCUUCGCUGCAGACCCCGGCUUCCAGGAGGAGAACGCUCCGACGACACGAGGGGCACCUUCAAUCCCAGGCGGUCGCUGAACGAGGAGCCGAGGCCCUACGAGUACUCGCACUCCGAGGAGCCCGAGGAGGCCGAGCGGGCGAGGCGGCCCUUCCGGGAGCGGCUGGCUGCCUGGGCGUCGGGGCUGCGAGGGCGCAGAGAGGAGGAGGACGCGUUCCGAGGGAGGAGAGCAGCAUGGACCACUUGA